AUGAAAUCUGUCUCAACACCCCGAAAGCGAGCAAAGCAUAUAGAUAAUGAAGAAUAUAAGCCAAGCAAAAGCGAAAUCAUCGAAGCUAAUGAGCAUGAGCAAGAAGAAAUAGCUAACGACAAUCACGUAUCUUCUGAAGAAAUUUAUCGUUAUUUGAGGAAAAACGUUGGAGAUAUGAACUCGCUCAAAGGAUUACGAAAACUUGUUAUUGAAAGCUCUUGUUCAAGAAGACUGAUAAAUAGUGUUAUUUCUUACAUUUUUGACUUAACAGAAAAAAAUCCAUCUGCAGUCGAAUGAGGCAAAAAAGCUGUAGUCCUUGCAACUUCAGAAGUACUAGAGCCUAAAAAGAGGAUUAGAGAAGCCUUUUUCUUUCCAAGCACAGAAUCUGAACAAAGGCUGAUCAAAUACCUUAAUAAAGCUAAGACCAAGAUGCUUGUUUCAGUAUUUACUAUAACUAACGACAAUUUGUCUAAUGCACUGAGAAAUGCUAGGCGAAGAGGUGUAAACGUUAUGAUCAUUUCUGAUGAUGAAUGCAUGAAAAUGAAUGGAUCUGAUAUUAGAGCUUUAUAUGAAGAAGGAUUUUCUGUUAGAGUCGAUUUGAACCCUUUUGCACAUAUGCAUAAUAAAUUUGUAGUAAUUGAUGACUAUUUAUUGAUUACUGGAAGCUUUAAUUGAACAAAACAAGCUGUACAGAAAAAUCAAGAAAAUUUAGUUGUGGUAGAUGAUAGUAUUCUUGCCCAUUUAUAUACUGAUGAGUUUUUCAAACUUUGAGAAAAGUUUGAGCCAAGUGAAGAAAAAUAUUUUAAGAAAAAAAUAGCUCAGAAUAUUGUUUAUAAAGAGAGUAUUGAGAAUUAUGAAGAAAAAAUUGAGAGUCUGCCAGAACAGGAGAGUUAUGAUUAUAAUUUAAAUAAUAAAUCCCCAGCAUAUGAACUUGGAAUGCUACAAGAAAUACAAGAUCAGGCACAGAAAGAGGAAGAAAUUUUUGAGGUAAAAGAAACUCAAAACUCACAAAUAUAUGAAAAGGGAUUAAAAGAAAAUGUAUCACCGAGUGAGUCUGAAGUAAUUCAAGAAAGUAAAUGUGUAGUGUUUUAA
Blepharisma stoltei is the source of this 1092-nucleotide messenger RNA. Lineage: Eukaryota; Ciliophora; Heterotrichea; Heterotrichida; Blepharismidae. The record is from the annotation of a GenBank genome assembly.